This is a messenger RNA of Hordeum vulgare subsp. vulgare (domesticated barley), 833 nucleotides long. Its product is annotated as succinate dehydrogenase assembly factor 1, mitochondrial. The record is from RefSeq and is a predicted model, not a curated record. The coding region runs from base 249 to 557 and encodes 102 amino acids. The transcript is spliced from 3 exons. Lineage: Eukaryota; Viridiplantae; Streptophyta; Magnoliopsida; Poales; Poaceae. Gene Ontology annotation, cellular component: mitochondrion. Gene Ontology annotation, biological process: mitochondrial respiratory chain complex II assembly.
UUGCCCUCGACCGUCCCGGCAGGCAGGCGACGCGCCCCCCAGCGCCCGACCCUCUCACCCGCGCCCUGCCCUCCCUCCGCUCCAGCUCCUCAGCGAUCUCGGCAGGCGGCGACGGCGGCCAGCCGCGACCAAGUCCCUAGCUCCCGCCGCUCCGUCUGCCCCUGCCUCCGCCCCACUCCGCCCGCCUCCUCCGUCGUCGAUCGACCCUGCGUGCGCCGGCCUUGAUGGUUGCUUGACAAGGGGAUGAGAUGGCGUCCCGUACGAAGUUAUCUGGUAUCCAGAGGCAGGCCUUGGCGUUGUACAGAGGGUUCCUUCGGACAGCACGGCUCAAGUCCCCGGAGGAGCGCCGCAGGAUCGAGUCCGUUGUCUCGGCAGAGUUCCGUGAGAAUGCCAGGAGUGUCGAUCGCAGGAACUUUGUGUACAUUGAGUAUUUGAUGAGGAGAGGGAAGCGGCAGCUUGAGCAGCUCAAGAACCCUGAUAUUACUGGACUUUCUACACUUCAAAUAAAUAAGGCCUCUUCUAUUCCAGAACUUGGUGUUUCUACUGGGAGACAAUAAAAGAGGAAAUGGCUUGCUUUUAAUGGUGUCCAACAUAAAAAUGGCCUCAUAUGAAAGCUCUUUAUGAUGUAACUUCUCUGGUGCUCCUUCAUUUUCCCGUAGGAAUCCCUAGAUGAAUUUCGUAGCAUCUUAUUGCCCUCUGGAUAUUAGAAGUGUGAUUUAUGUAUGAAUUCUCUUGGUAUUACCAAGAUCAAUUGGACCAGAGUUUAUUGUGAGAGAGCAUAUACAUUGGAGUUAUAUAGUGUCUAAAUGACUAAACCAUGUGGGUUCAAUUCA